CAAAACAUGACAGAAACAGAUGCCUUCUAUAAAAGUGAAAUGUUUGAUCCAUCAGAAAAGUACAAAAUGGACCACAAGAAGAGAGGAAUUGCUUUAAUCUUCAAUCAUGAGAGGUUCUUCUGGCACUUAACACUGCCAGAAAGGCGGGGCACCAGUGCAGACCGAGACAAUCUGACUCGCAGGUUUUCAGCUCUAGGAUUUGAAGUGAAAUGCUUUAAUGAUCUGAGAGCAGAAGAACUACUGCUCAAAAUUCAUGAGGUGUCAACCUCUAGCCACGCAGAUGCCGAUUGCUUUUUGUGUAUCUUCCUGAGCCAUGGUGAAGGCAAUCACAUUUAUGCAUAUGAUGCCAAAAUUGAAAUUCAGACAUUAACUGGCUUGUUCAAAGGAGACAAGUGCCAGAGCCUGGUUGGAAAACCCAAGAUAUUUAUCAUUCAGGCAUGUCGGGGAAACAAGCAUGAUGUACCAGUCAUUCCUUUGGAUGUAGUGGAUCAUCAGACAGAUACCAACAUGACCGAGGUGGAUGCUGCUUCAGUUUACACACUGCCUGCUGGAGCAGACUUCCUCAUGUGUUACUCUGUUGCAGAAGGGUAUUAUUCUCACCGGGAAACUGUGAACGGUUCAUGGUACAUUCAAGAUUUGUGUGAGAUGUUGGGAAAAUAUGGCUCCUCCUUAGAGUUCACAGAACUCCUAACGCUGGUGAACAGGAAGGUUUCUCAGCGCCGAGUGGACUUUUGCAAAGAUCCAAGUGCAAUUGGAAAGAAGCAGGUUCCCUGCUUUGCCUCAAUGCUGACUAAAAAGCUGCAUUUCUUUCCAAAAUCGAAUUAAUCAGGGCUGUUUUAUCUUAUGAUCUGUAUUCAAAAUAUUUUCCCCUUCUUUUUACAUAAAUAGGUAUCACUGCAUUGGAGCGUGUGGUCCACCACUUUAAAAUGUCCUAAUGUUUAAUGUGUGGCAGAGAACCAUCUUUUUAAAAAAAUAGUUCAUGUUGGACAUGGUAAAAGGGUUUUAUAUGUAGAAACUAAAUCCUUGGGGAAUUACUAUAAAAACAAAUCCACAGGCAUUUCUAAUACUUGAUUUUUUUUUAAGUAAACUGCAAAGUUAUCCAACAUAUCUGACUGAUUUAACUUGUAUUUUGUCAUUUUUUAAUAAAAAUUAGUUAUAUAGUGUUUUUUAAGGUUUUGAAACCCAAGAAUUAGAUCAUUGCUAUCUGUUUAUAAAAUACUUGCAAUUCAUGUUUUAUUAAAUU
Molecule: messenger RNA, 1243 nt
Organism: Carlito syrichta (Philippine tarsier)
Lineage: Eukaryota; Metazoa; Chordata; Mammalia; Primates; Tarsiidae
Gene: CASP6
Product: caspase 6
Exons: 6
Coding region: 7-825 (272 amino acids)
Biological process (GO): proteolysis; apoptotic process
Cellular component (GO): cytoplasm
Source: RefSeq, a predicted model, not a curated record